Molecule: messenger RNA, 374 nt
Organism: Bipolaris maydis ATCC 48331
Lineage: Eukaryota; Fungi; Ascomycota; Dothideomycetes; Pleosporales; Pleosporaceae
Source: RefSeq, a predicted model, not a curated record
AUAUCUGGAAAAGGUGUGGAGCGCUGUCAAAUAAAGGAAAGAAGAAAAAAAGUAGAAGAAGGCGAAGAAAACAGAUGGCGAAAAAUGGUGGAGAAAUGUCACGAUAUGAUCGAAACGAGGAUAGAUGGUAUUUUGGGCUCCCGGCGCACAGGAUCGCGAAGCAAGUCAGCUACUAGAGAGCAUAAAAAGACUAGACAGCGUCCAGGUCUUCCAGGCGACUCUGCAAAAAUGCAGACUGGAAUUUACUUGUUAAGUUCGAGAUUCUGAGAGGCUCCACCCGCUUCGUGCGAGGCUUUCUGAUUCCAACUCUUUUUUUUUAGCUUGCGGUGUAUCCCUUACAUGUAUGUCCGAAAUCUCUUGACAUGGUAUUAUGU